CGUUCAUCAUUCAUCUCAGUGCGCGUGAGUGAGAGGUAGCAGGCGGAGUGCGAGUCCUGCUGACACCACAAUAUUAGUCUGAACCUCGACUCCUACACAUUCAGGAUACAUUUGGAUUAUUAAACAUUUCGUCUUUCACCAGUCCAGAUACGACAGCGUCUGUCCUCCGUGAGCAGGUGCUGGAGAGGGCCAGGAAGUCAGCGCUGACGGUUUGGUGCAAUAGGGCGCAGCGGGGGGGGCAGAGAGGCGAGCGCAUGAGGAGAGGGCGUCCUGAGACCCCCAUCUCCACCGCUCGCACACACAAGUUCACGGACACACCGCGUCUAGCAGCCCUCCAGCCGCCAUGAGGUCUAUUCGGUCUUUCGGGAACGAUGACCGUCACGUCAUGGCCAAGCACUCCACCAUCUACCCUUCCUCUGAGGUCCUGGAGGCAGUGCAGAGCCUUGUUUCUACCGUGGAGUGCGCCCUGAAGCAUGUGUCUGAUUGGAUGGACCAAAGUCAAGCCAGCCAAUCAAAUCAAACAAAUUCAUCCAGCACACAGGAGGAGGAGACCGAGGCCAGCGCCGAUGAAUCUCCAGAAGGCAGCACAAAUGAGGGCAGCAGCUGUAGCAGUGGUCCCAGUGAAGGAGGGGUGUUAUGUGGAGUGAUGAGGAUCGGUCUGGUGGCCAAAGGCCUCCUGAUUAAAGAUGACAUGGACCUGGAGCUGGUGCUCAUGUGCCGAGAGAAACCCACCAAUACACUGCUGUGCACCGUCUGUGACAACCUCCCGCUGCAGAUCGAGAAAUUGACAGAGGAGAAGUAUGAGGUACAGAGCUGUAUUCCAGAGGCCGCCAUCUUGGUCUGUACCACGACAGAGCCCAAACUCACGCUGAAGGUGACGCUCACCUCCCCGCAGAUGAAAGAUGAUUGUGAGACAGAGGAGCAAGAGAGCGUUGAGUCGAGCGAGCCGGCGGACCUGUUGGAUAGACAGAGGUGCCUGGUGGCGUUGGCCUCUCUGCGACAUGCCAAAUGGUUCCAGGCUAGAGUUAACGGCCUAAAGUCAUGCGUGAUCGUCUUACGAAUACUGAGAGACAUGUGCAAUAGAGUCCCAGCGUGGGAACCUCUGAAAGGAUGGCCUUUGGAGUUAAUAUGCGAAAAGGCCAUCGCCACAUGUAACAGACCUCUGGGAGCUGGAGAGGCUCUGCGCCGGGUCAUGGAGUGUCUCGCCUCUGGCAUACUGCUUCCAGGUGGACCAGGCCUGCAUGAUCCCUGUGAGAAGGAGCCAACGAACACACUGUCGACCAUGACAGAUGAAGAGGCAGAGGCCGUCACGUACAAUGCACAGCAUGCUCUGCGACUCAUGGCCUUUGGGCAGAUCUAUAAGGUCUUAGAAAUGGACCCUCUCCCCUCAAGUAAACCUUCACAGAAAUUCCCCUGGUCAGAUAAAGAAGGUCUAGGGCUGAAGAGACCUUAUGAAGAUGGUCUGCUGGACGACAAAGACCUCAUCAAGAAGAUGAAGCGCAACCUGAGAAAAGCAGUUCUUGACAGUAAAGCAAUAGACUCAAAUCAACCCAUGAACGCUCUGAUGCGCUUGAACCAGAUCCGGCCGGGGCUGCAGUAUAAACUGCUGUCUCAGUCAGGUCCGGUUCACGCCCCCGUCUUCACCAUGUCUGUAGACGUCGACGGCACUGUCUACGAAGCCUCUGGCUCCUCUAAGAAGACCGCCAAGCUGCACGUGGCUGUAAAGGUGCUACAGGCGAUGGGUUACCCCACAGGCUUCGACACAGACCUGGACUCCAUGAGUGCAGAUGAGAAGUCAGACGGGGAGGGCAAGAGCGAAUCGUCCACACACUCAAGCAAUAACAAUUCACACUCAGACAGCUCCAACACGUUGGAGGUACGAACUCAGGGUCCUAUUUUGACGGCCAGUGGGAAGAACCCGGUCAUGGAGCUCAAUGAGAAACGUCGCGGGCUGAAGUACGAGCUCAUCUCAGAGAGCGGAGGGAGUCACGAUAAACGCUUUGUCAUGGAGGUGGAAGUUGAUGGACAGAAGUUCCGCGGCGCAGGGCCCAAUAAGAAAGUAGCCAAAGCCAGCGCUGCCCUCGCAGCUCUAGAGAAACUCUUCUCCGGGCCUAAUGCUGCUGGCAACAAGAAGAAAAAAAUAAUCCCUCAGAGUAAAGGGGCAUUAGCUGCAGCUGCUGCUGUGUCUGCCGCUGCAGUCCAGGCCGCACGAGGGCGAGGAAGACCAACCCUCACGCGAGGAGCCUUCGUCAGUGCUGCGGCAGCACCAGGAUACGUCACGCCAGGCUUUGGAACCCCAUACGGGUACAGCGCUGCGGCCGCCACUCCUGCAUACGGUGGUCUUUUCAUUGACAAUCCCUUUUACCAGCCGCGGACCAUCGCUCCUUUUUUUAUUCACUUGGGUCCUCAAGAUCUCUUCUCUGACUUCUAGAACCAUCAGGUUGUGUGGCUCUAAACUGUCGUACCACUCCAGGCAUGACCAGGCUGUCUCCACCGCACAGAAACGGCCCAAACUUCAUUCACAAACCCAUCCAAACCCAAUCUAAGGAUCCAAAAAUGCACCACUCUUACAAAAGCAAUACUCUAUUUGACUUGCUCGUCCCGAAAACCGGCCGGGGACCUCGGUUCCUCCUUAUAUAGCAAUACACUUGAACUCUUUUGAGCUUUAAGCUUACUUGAGAUGUGAAUGUUCGGUUGAGUCUUACUCAAACUUGGCAUUGCAAUAUAGUCAUUUUCAUUGUAUAUUCACCACAUGUGUAUGUGUGGCUAUAUUAUAAAUACAUGCAUAUAUAUGUAUGGUCUAUGGCACUAUAAAUAUAUAUGUGUAGAUAUACCGAUGUACUUAUGUAUAUUUAUAUGCAGUAUAUAUAUAUAUAUAUAUACAUAUACAUAUUCUUGGUAUUAAUUAUUUUAGAAUUGGAAAGUGAUAUGUAACCAUUAUACUAGGAUAUAACUUUCUUCCAGUUUUAUAUAUACAAUAUACAUAUAUAUAUAUAUAUAUAUGCUAAGCAAUUUAAAUUAUUACUCGUAAAUUAUUCUUGUGAAAAUGCAAUAUGAAAGCCCUUUUCUUAAUCUACCUGCAGUAGAUUAGUAAUGCUUCCUUCUCACCGACUCGAGCGGCUUCGCCGUGUCUUUUCGUCAGAUCUGCGCGAGUGUGUUUUUGCUCAGUCGACCAAAGUCUGGCGUUCUGGUUGGGUUAAGAGGUCCUCCUCCAAACAUCUGGCCACCGUGCCGCCUACAUCCACACCUCACAAGCGUACACGCAGGUUUUUCUAAAGCACAUUCGACGGCAGAUUUGUUUACUCUUUCUGGCCGUUGACUGGGGUGCAUACUCGUACACGUCAUCACGGUAUGAGGGGCAGCUAGUGUGACCCGGUCACUCCUCACUUCUCCCUGCAAAAGCACAGGCGGCUCACUUUAAUGCGGCAUAGGUGGCCCUUCAUUUGCCUUUCCAUUCAUUCUGUCAUUCGUACUUCUCAGGCCUGUUUCACAUUGCACACAAAAGUGGCACAAAUCUGGACAUAUUUCAGUGCCCGUGUUACAGCAUUCACAUUGCCUGCACAAUCAGCAUGACUUUAGAUAGCAGAAGCGUAGCUGCAAGUUUCUGUGCUGUGCCUGUUCUUGAGGAAAACAUGUUGAAAAUGUGCUAUAAACCUAUUUAUCAACACAAUAUUUAGCAUUAAAAGCUUUUAUACAGUGACACAAACGGGAGUUUCUAUUCAGUAAAUCUGACUGAAUCCAGAUCAUUGAAGCGGUUUAUAGCUAAACUUUGUGUUUGGGUUCAGUUCGGUAGAAUAAUUUUCAUUUGGAUGUAAAGUAAUACAUUUUCACUUUAUUCACAGUAUAAUUUCACAGUAGCUAACUCCCAACAGCUAUUUAAUAAAUUAUGGUUGUUAUUGAAAGAGAUGCUCAAUUUAGUAACCCAGAAAUCACUAUCGCAGUACUAUCAGUAGUACCGCAGUUCAGCAGAAACGCUGUGGGUGUGAAAGCGCAACGCAUGUUUUACCGCCGCUUGCGCGUGUUGUGAAACAGGCCUUGGGUUAAUGCAGCAGCGAGCAGUCGCUUUUUACUUUUUUGCGUUUUUCUUCAGCAGGUCUGUUGUAGCGCAACUUUAGGCCAACUAAUUAAUAACAGCACUCAAAAGACUCCCAGAUACCAACCACAGAGCACAGUAAUGGGAAUAAGCUUGAUGAUAUAAUUUUAUCUGUGCUUUAUUCAGAUUUGAAGCUAUUUAAAGAACCAUCUUACUGUCAGGACUGUAGCGUCUGAAUGCUUAUCGUUAAGUAACGAAAGUAAUUUUUUAUAUAAAAAUUUCCUUCACUUGUUAGCUUCACAUGUAUAAGAGUAGAUAAUUCAACCAAUAUCACUAGGAAUGUAUUGAUGUUUGUAUGUCAAAAUAGUUUUGAUAUUUUACUGUGCUUUCAGUAACCAAUUGAAUGUUAAAAUUUCUCACCAAAACCCAAAUGUAUAAGGCAAAAAAAAAAAAAGGAAAAAGAAAAAUUGGAUUUCACAAUAACAGGACACAACUGAUAGACUUUACCACCCAGCUCACAUAUACUGUAUACUGAAUGUGUCCCCUUAUAUAAAUUUCCCCACGUAUUUAGUCAUAUUUUAGCUGUUGUGUUUGAAUGUGAAAUAUUGUAGCUCUCAAAUAGGAAAAGAUGGGAUAUAAUCACAGACAUACUACAGAAUAGUAAUAGUACAGUAUAGUUCAAUAAAAGCAAUAGUACAACAUGCAUCAUAUGAUAGUAACAGUUUAAACGCAUUUGUUUCUCAUAAUGUACUUUUCGUUUUAAAUUUUUUGGAACAUUUUUGAAAACAAAUUCAUUUUUCUGUUCCCCAACCAGACGAGACUUCGGUCAGUUUUGAAUUAGAGCUGGUAAGUCUUGUAUGGGUAAGUUUUGUAUGGGAAUGCAAUAGAGAUUUGAGAGAAAAGCUCAUCAAAAGACAAAACAUUAGAUGGCCUUUAUUUUUCUUUGAGCUUUAUGAAUGAUCGUCAAACACACAAGCCCCUUUCCUCGAUCUGACACCACACCAGCAUUUUGCAGUUCAAAAGACUCACAACUGGGUGUUAACACAAUUAACGUUAUAUUGAGUUAGUAAAACAGAGGGCUAACAAAUUGUAGCAAAGAAUGUUUUCAUUUUUGCAUUACGUCGAUUCAAAGUCUUCCAUGAUAUGUGUCUAAUCAGUUUGCAGAGCAUAAAACUCAUUGAUGAUUAAAGUCAACAUGAAAUCAAAAUUGACGUUCCCUAGAUUAUUAUAAACGAUUCAUCACUGUAUGUUAAACACUUCUGUUUUUUUUUUUCAUCAAACUUUAAUAAAAUAAAUGCCUCUGCAAUGACUUUUGCUGAUGUCAACAAUCCCUCUUAUUUUUCAGCCCCUCUCCUCUAAUCAUCUUGCUGGCUUAAAUGUAACGCUCAUUUUCAUAAUCCAAUCAAUUCCCGAUGUAAAACAUUCUACCUUAGCAAUUUCAAAACAGGAAUAAUUAGCGGGAGAAAAACAGUAUUUCAUUUGAACGUACAUAAUGUUGUUUACAGAUGUGAGUUUAGAAUGUCAAUACAUGUUGACUUUAACCAAGAUUAGCACAAUGAUUUCCCACACUCACAAAUGUGCUGUAAAAUAUUACGUGUUUCAAAGCAAUGUCUCAUAGUCAACAAAGAUAUUACAGGGAUGUUUCAUUAAUCCAAAUAUACAAAUCCAGCAUAAAAGCCAUAUGGGCUGUGUUUACACUGCAAGUCUUAAUACACAAAUCAGAUCUUUUCACCAUAUCCGUUUUUUUUGUCCCGCCUGUAUACAUUUGACUGGUAUCCGAUAUCUGUGUUUACAUUAAUCCCCGCCCAAAAUUAUUCUGUUGGUGAUCGCCUUAUGCGACAUGGUCGACGCUCUGGUUUUGAAUGGCCAUGUUAUUAAAAUGAUUUUAUAAUUCAAGUCGGGUGGCCAUGAGUACUUGCCAGCGUGGAUAAACUGUCGUGGAUGUUUGCGGCACAAAAUCUGACUGAAUGGAUAUAAACCAGAAAAUAAUGGUAAUUUUUGUUUAUUUUAUUUACGGUUUAUUUAGAUCUAUAAUUGUGAAUUGUGAAUAAAGUAGUGCGGAAAGAUUGUGAAUUACCCACGUCUGUACAGGCAACCCUAUCUCAUGACCAAUUCGUACGUAUUUUACGAGGUGGCUAAUUCGUACGACCUCACUCGUAGAAAAUUCGUACGAUUUGUCUAAACCCCAGUGACAGGUAGGGUUUAGGGCCGGGGUUAGGGGUAGGUCAUUCGUACAAAUUCAUACGAAUUUGGCAACUCGUAAAAUACGUACGAUUUAACAAAAAUUGCACAAAUUUGUACAAGUGAGGUCAUACAAAUUAGCCACAUUGUAAAAUAUGUACGAAUUGCCGUGAGAUAGGGUUGGUACAGCGUUUAAUAGUGAAGUUGUGAGUUUAAUUACAAAAACAGCAAAGUUAUCAUCUCGUGGCUGAGAAAUACAGUGUAGCUUUCAGUAGAGAAGCGGUUUUAUUUAUACAAUUCAUGAGGCAGAGGUUGAAAACACGUUUCUAUGCUCCAUGUCUGCUUCAUAAUACAACAUUAAAAAGCUAUCUGUGUUGGCAAACUUGUUGCCCUCGCCUUGUGGGAAAUCCAAGGGGAAUCGAAUUUACAUGUUUAGACAUAGGUCAGAUUUCCAGAUAUCAGAUUUAAAACCACAUUUGGAAGUGGUUCAGAACGGAUGCGAAAAAUCGGAUCUCAUGCUGAUUUUUGUGUUUACACGUGCAAUAAAUUCCGAUGUGUGUCAGAUGUGAGCAAAAAAACUGAUUUUUCUUGUGCCAGUGUAAACGCAGCCAUAGUCCGUCUUUAUAAACGUCAGAUGUAGCUGCAUUGUUGCUGCAGUGCUUAAAAAGCAUCAAAAUCUUCUCCUGAAGUGCAAAUAUGUCUCUCUUCAUGCCAGCCUGCUUCCCCAGGUGGCAUCGACAGCCAGAUGGUGUUCAUAAAUAUGUUGUGAGGACUCAAAUUUUUGUUCAGUUUAGAUUUUAAUUCUGCUUAUCAAAGUCGAGCGGAGCUCAUCAGCUGUGUUUGAAUCUCAGUGGUCUAUCGUAGGGAAAGAUGGGAGAAGACAUUUGCACAGCUGUAUCCCUUGUGAAAUUAAGUGUUGAGGUGAUGUAUGAAAUAAAAUUCCAAUAAAAGACCCAGAGAGGCUUCAGAUCCACAAGAGAACGUCUGAUUAAAAUAAACCAGGCUUGAUUUCCUGCGAGCCAUUAAAAGUUUUUCCGAUUCUGUUUGGCGACUCCUGUAUGAUGUCACAGCUUGUGGGCGGGGCCACACGAUACACAUAAGAUUGUGCAUGACUUUCAUAGGCUCUACUCGGGUAGAUGUCAAAUGCAACUUUCCAGAUAUGGCAUCCGCUUCUGCUGCCAUGACGCAGCAGUUAACGUAUGUGCUACCCGAUGCGUAUGUGAGUAAUGCAGGUUCAAGUCCCCAGUGUCUUCACUUUCUCUGUCCAAUACAGUAGAAAAAUUAAGCUCUUAAAUUAAAAAGAAAUCUAGAUUGAAAUCACAGUAUUGGCAGUGAAGGUUUGAUUGGACUGCCUCUGACAGAACAAACACCUCAUUUAAAAUCUGUUGUCCAAACACCAUAUAUUUUUGUUUCAUUUAAUAGGUAAUGACUAGAUUAACUGAUUUUAAAAGAAAUUUAGCAUUUUUCCUUUAGUACUCUCACUUUGCAAUAGAUUGAUAGCCAUUAGAUUAGAGACACUUUAUAACGUUGGUGCUUUAUCAAUACGAGUAGGCUACUUCGGUUUUUGAUGACUCUUAAUUAUUAAAGAAUUAAGUGGUGGAAUAUUUAUCCUGUCGCAAAGGAAAGGGACUUGUGUGUGGCACUGGAAAGCUGGAAAUUCAAUUUGCGAGCUUGCGAUACAAGUACAGAAAUAAAGAUCCAGUUUCAGAAUGAGCAAGCUUUGCAAAAUGAAUUGCUGAAGUGAAUGUUUUCUUCAUGUCUCCGAUCUCCCCUUGCAUAUUAGCCGGGGCAGAUGGGGAUGGCCGUCAUUUGAGCUGGUUCACGCGUGAGCCGGGACGCUGAAGUUCCCGUAGACUGAACCAGCAAUAGAGCCAUGUUUAGGUUUGGAAUGUAUUUAUGUAGUAGAAUGUACUUUCAUAGAAGAGCUAACUGCAUCUUUGUAGACACAUCCAAAUACACUGAUAUGAAUUAUUUACCUAUGAUUAAAAAAAAAAAAAAAAAAAAAAAAUUCAUGUGAUUUGUGUGUGUUUUUAUUUUUUUUGGAGGGGUGGGGUGCUUAUGCCCAUUGUUUACGUUUAUUUACUUUUAUUUGUAACUUACGAGCAUAGGCAAAUCCUUGCUUGUGAGCUCUUCCAUGAUUCUGUAAAUACUCCUGAGUCAGACUGCCAAUGAAAGCAGUCUGCGGGAUUCUCAGUUAUCCAUUUCACAAAUUUUAUGUAACUUGACAAAUAUAAACAAAAAAUUAUCUAGAUUUGAGAUAUUAUAAAAGGUAACAAUAUAAUGUGAAGUGGUGAUUGUGCACAACUUAUGUGAGCGAGCAGUGCUUGAACAUGACAGCAGUAGAUGUUUGCUAGCCGUGGUAUCAAAUUAUAAACUAUUAGUUGUGAAAAUACUGGUGGUUUGUCUUUUUGCCAUAAUUUAUGCUUUUAAAAUAAAGUGCUAAAUCUCUAUAAAGUGUAAACUUUUUUUAAAAAAAAUAAAUAAAUGUAUAAAAACUU
Megalobrama amblycephala (Wuchang bream) is the source of this 8712-nucleotide messenger RNA. RefSeq names its product spermatid perinuclear RNA binding protein. Bases 344 to 2431 code for a protein of 695 amino acids. The transcript is spliced from 19 exons. The record is from RefSeq and is a predicted model, not a curated record. Gene Ontology annotation, molecular function: double-stranded RNA binding; single-stranded RNA binding. Gene Ontology annotation, cellular component: precatalytic spliceosome. NCBI's taxonomy places the organism in Eukaryota, Metazoa, Chordata, Actinopteri, Cypriniformes, Xenocyprididae.